Molecule: messenger RNA, 1014 nt
Organism: Dichomitus squalens LYAD-421 SS1
Lineage: Eukaryota; Fungi; Basidiomycota; Agaricomycetes; Polyporales; Polyporaceae
Exons: 2
Coding region: 155-967 (270 amino acids)
Molecular function (GO): protein binding
Source: RefSeq, a predicted model, not a curated record
CGCGAUCAGAAAUACCACCUCGAGCGAUCUUCUGGCGACACUUCGAAUGAACGAAGCUGCAAUAGAUGACCUCACGGUUUGGAACAGCCGCUGCAUGUGUGUGUGGUCUCCUGACAGCUCGAGGCUUGUCGCCGUACACCGGACAGCCGGCGAGAUGUCGCGAUCGUUUGCGUAUGUGUGGGACGCGGAGACGUACGCAGCAUUACGGACCGUCGCAAACGGUGAACCGACACCGCCGAUUCAGCUGCUUCCAGGCUUGACAGUACUGCCGCCCCUUGCUGUAUACUAUUCUUCGGACGGGUUGCGCCUCCUAGGCGCAAAGUAUACCCAACAGGAAUGGAGCUCUCCAUCAGCCCAGUGCCCAAUGGAGGUCAAGAUCGAUGUCUGGGACGUCGUGACGGGGGUCUCGCAUCGGCCUCCCAAGAACGGGGCCGUCGAAGGGCCCGCGAGAUCUUUGGCGACACAAUGUGCUGUCUGGGUCUUCGGCGAUACGAUUCACCUCUUCGACCUUACGCAGGGAGGACUACAAUGGGCGACUUUGCGUCAUGCAAGCAGGAUGGACACCCACGAUCAGCAUCUUAUGUUCUGUUCUACAGGCCAGCGACUACUAUCCUGGCACACCCGGAGACCGACUCCGGAUCUCCCGUUCAUCCAAAGCCACGGGACGUCUCUGAAGCUCUGGGACACGCGGAGUGGCGAAGACGCCACCUCAGGAUCGAGUCGCUUUAACGGCCUGUCUAUGAACCAUGUCUGCUUCUCCCCUGACGGACAGCACUUCGUCACCGCCAGCGCGGACAGCCCGCUCGUGGAUGUAUGGAAGGCAUCUGACGGAUCGUGGUCGACCUCCUAUUCGAUCCCUCAGCCUGCGCACGACUUUGACUACCCCGAGCAGAUCACCUUCUCCGCUGAUGGAACCCGCCUAUGGGUGGGGACGUUCCGUGGACAUAUCUACUCCUUCCCACUAUAGUGAUUCACGGGUCCUUGGGACAGCCAGAUCUUGAACCCUGUAUUAAG